AUGGAUUAGCUUUACAGGGGAGCAGAGUCCAUUGGCUCAUACACUAUGGAAAACGUUUUCCAGCUGCUGAGAUCCCCCUACAAAAAAUACUGCAGUUUGGCCCCGCCCGGAAAGCCAGAAAUUUCAUGGGAGUGCAAGGCUUCAGGAGACAGGAAAUGGAGCCAUUCUUGCCUGUCAGUCAGCCCGAUGGUGGAAGAAGGAGAAUGUGGACACAGUCCCCAGAAGAGUCCCACAAGGCAGGUGCCCCUGGACUCCGUACAAGGGUUGACAAAAGGUCUAAAGGAGAAAGAGCUCAUCCCACAGAGACUGCAGAUCCUUCUGGUGGGGAAAACAGGAAGUGGGAAAAGUGCAACAGGAAAUAGCAUCCUUGGCAGGCAAGUAUUUGAGUCCAAAAUCAGCUCUAGACCAGUGACCAGGACCUUUCAGAAGGGGAAUAGAGAGUGGGAUGGAAAGGAACUUGAGGUGAUCGACACCCCAGACAUUUUGUCACCUCAGGACAAGCCUGAGGUAACAGCUGAAAAGAUUUGUGGAGUCUUUUCUUCUCCAGGGCCCCACGUAGUGCUGCUGGUGAUUCAGGUGGGCCGGUACACUGCAGAGGACCAGCUAGCUGCCAGGCACCUCCAGGAGAUCUUUGGAAAAGGGAUCCUGGCUUACACCAUUCUGGUGUUCACUCGGAAGGAAGACCUGGACGAGGGCUCCUUGGAAGACUAUAUCCAAAAGAACAGUAACAAGAGCCUGGAUGAUCUGGAUGUUGCAUGUGCGAGGAGACACUGUGGCUUCAACAACAGGGCACAGGGGGAUGAGCAGGAGGCCCAGCUGAAGGACCUUAUGGAGAAAAUAGAAAUGAUCUUGUGGGAAAACGAGGGCCACUGUUACACCGCAGAACUUCCAAAUGUUCCCAGCAAAGCAGUUUAACCACAGAGCACGGUUUGAGGUCCUGGCUGGAAAGGCUGCCCCAGAUCCAGACGCCCUCUGAGAAGACCUGUAGGUACCUGAUAGGGAGAGCAUCCAUAUGAGCACAGACUGGC
This is a messenger RNA of Mesocricetus auratus (golden hamster), 1028 nucleotides long. RefSeq names its product GTPase, IMAP family member 6 (gene Gimap6). The transcript has 3 exons. Gene Ontology annotation, molecular function: GTP binding. The record is from RefSeq and is a predicted model, not a curated record. Lineage: Eukaryota; Metazoa; Chordata; Mammalia; Rodentia; Cricetidae. Gene Ontology annotation, cellular component: cytosol.